Molecule: messenger RNA, 1683 nt
Organism: Symbiodinium natans
Lineage: Eukaryota; Dinophyceae; Suessiales; Symbiodiniaceae
Source: the annotation of a GenBank genome assembly
AUGCGCGGCUAUGCCGUGGCUGCGCAGCCGGGCGACGAGUGGCAUCAGAUUCUGAACCUGCUGUCGGCGGCUGCCACUGUGCGUCUGUAUGCCAGCGUCAUCGACAUCAACGUUGUCAUCACGGCCUGCGGACGCGUGCGCCGCUGGCGCCUGGGGACGGACCUCCUUGGCCUCCUACGAGAUCGCGGGCUGCGCAGCAGCCUCGUUUCGUUCAAUGCGGCCAGCAGCGCCACCGAACGAGGAGGCGCCUGGCAGCAGUCGCUUCGGCUGCUUGCCGUGUUGGCCCACUCGCAGCUUCGCGCCGACGAAGUUAGCAGUACAGGCGCUGUCAUGGCGCUGCAGUCAGGCAGGCUCUGGGCCGAAGCGCUGCACGCCUCCAAGGCCUUGGGAGGAGAUUUGGUUGCUCGAAGUGCCACCAUGAAAGACCAGCUCUGGUGGCGCUCGCUGCACCUUUUCCAGGGGCUGCGGGCCGCCUGCGAGCCCGAUGCAGUUGCUUACCUCCAAUCCUUGACGUCUUUGGCCCGACGUUGGGAGAAGCUGAUCUUGCUGUGGGCCCAAUGCCGGCACUGGGCGCUGUCCUCCCGCGCUGCCGCAGUGGUGCUGGGUGCCAGCGCACGCAGCAGGAUCUGGUGCUUGGCGCUGGCACUGCUGGCGGAGCUCCCGCUGCUGCGGCUUCGGAGAACCGCGGUGCUGGAAAGCGCUGCUGAGGGGACAGGCAAAACGCGGGCCCGCCACCGGUGCUGCCGCCCCGUUCUCAACACUGUUUUGUUUCGUGGGGCAACGGUUGGGGAGGGGAGGCAGGAAGCAGCGGACGUUGCCGCACAGGAGGCGGAUGCGCCGCAGAACGAAGGUGUGAGGCUGGCGUUCCUGGCCACAGAGCAGGGCAAACCGCUGGAUGCCUACGACCACGUGAUCAACUGGGACCAGGUGCGGGGUAAAGAGAGUGGCGCAGUAACCACUAUUUUCGGUCGAAACGUUGGCAUAUCGCCAACGUUUCACUUCAACCGCGAGUACGGGCAAAGGCGGGACGAGGCCAGGGCCCUGGCAGUUUGCGACCUCGUUGACUGCAGCAUCUUCAAGAGAAGGAGAUUGGCAGUCCACCUCCGCCCUGCUUCAGCUCAUGCAGAGCGCGCAAGUGCAGAGGAACGAGCACAGCGCUGGCGCGAGGGGUUGUUACUCAGUCCUGCCGAGCUGGGCAUCGAAGCGAAUCUGGUCUUCCGUGGCGCGUCGCUGCCGCGGGGCGCGUGGCCACAGGUACUCGUGCGCAUGUCCAUGCUGACAUCCGAAGGCCUUCCACCCAACGCCGUGAUCCUGGGCUCCGGCGCGGGGUCCUGCGCCAAGCAGGGCGAGUGGGUGAGAGCACAUCUUCUCCUUUGGCGCUACCUAGGCCUAGGCCCACGUUUCGACAUUGUGGCCGCGAAUGCGGGUUUGGGCCACGACUGGCGCGGUGCCCUGGCCCUGAGCUGCCUCUGGGCAGCCAAGGGCCUGGAUAGAAGUGCUGCCACGUACGGCGCCCUGAUUGGCGCUUGCGAGGCUCCUGGUCGUUGGCAAGAAUCGCUCGAGCUCCUCCGGCAAGCGGAACGAUGCGGCGCGGCCGACUGGCACCUGGCCCACGAUUUCAUCUUGAAAGCUGGGGAUCAGCUGCCAGUCGGCCAUAACCACCUGCGCAUAUGCCGAGCGUGA